Closterium sp. Naga37s-1 is the source of this 1030-nucleotide messenger RNA. NCBI's taxonomy places the organism in Eukaryota, Viridiplantae, Streptophyta, Zygnematophyceae, Desmidiales, Closteriaceae. The record is from the annotation of a GenBank genome assembly.
CCUGUGUGCCCAGGGCUGUGGUAGCCAUUCGCCUGCUAUCGUGCCCAGUGGGCCAAGAGAAGGACGCAGACGGCAACUGCGUUGACUCAUGCACGGUGCGCAACUGCGGCACCAACGCGAGGUGCCUCAAGAACGAGGCGGGCUGGGCGGACUGCGUGUGCGACAGGGGCUUUAAGCUGCUGCCCGAUGCGUCCUGCGCCCGUGAGUUCAGCCUCACCCACCCUUGUUGCUUCCCAUAUCCGCUCCUGCACGGUGCAAUCCUUUUCUUUCUUCGCAGCGCUAACAUCCAUGCCAUUGCUGCCUCUCGCUUUAAACCCCUCCCAGAGCAUCUUACGGCCUCUGAGCAUCCUGUGACCGCUCCAACAUCCUCUGAUCUCCUCACCUGUCUCUUGUGCUUAUUGUGCUGUCCACCCUCUCGUGCUGUCCACCCUCUCGUGCUGUCCACCCUCUCGUGCUGUCCACCCUCUCGUGCUGAACUGCCGAGGACUGCGGGGAGAACGGCUACUGUGAGGAGGACCAGGGAGUCUCCUCCUGUCAUUGCAACCCUGGCUUUGCCAAGACCGCGGAUGGCUGUGUUGAUACAUGUGUGCUCCAGGCGUGUGGUGAAAAUGGGUGCACCAAAGACUCAGAGGGGGUGGCAUCCUGUUUCUGUGACCUUGGCUUCGAGCUGGAGAAGGAUGGCAGGACAUGCACAGACACAUGUGUUGCCCUGGCGUGUGAGAACGGUCAGUGCGAGAAGGACGGGGAUGGGGUGGCGUCCUGUAUUUGUGACCCUGGCUUCACGCUGCGGGAAGAUGGCAAGACUUGCACUGACCAUCCGACCGGGCCUCCUGCUGACGUUGAUCUGCCUCCUCCUGCUGACAACCGCCCCUGCCCAGCGGGCGAAGAGAGGGACGCAGACGGCAACUGCGUUGACGUGUGCGCGGUACGCAACUGCGGCCCCAACGCCAACUGCCUCAAGACCGAGGGAGGCUGGGCUAACUGUGUGUGCCAAGGGGCCAACAGCUGCUGCCCAAUGCGUCCUGCACGC